AUGGCCUCGGCAAUGUCGAUUGCGCAGAAGCGCAAACAAUCGAUCGUACGCAAGACUCCUCGCACUAGUGGAAAGGGACUUCCUUCGCGCAUAGGUAGUAAAAAGCUUCCAGGCACUCGCAUCAAGAAGGGACACAGAUAUGCCCCAGGUACAUUAGCUCUCAAAGAGAUCAGGAAGUGCCAGAAGGAGAGCCUGCUCUACAUCAAGAAAACCCCAUUUGCCAGACUUAUCAAGGAGCUCGUUAUAGAUCAGGCUUAUAUACCUCUUCGCAUUCAAGCAAGCGCUCUUGGCGUUCUUCAAGAAUAUGCUGAGUCUCUCUUAGAUAAUACUCCGCUACUCCUAGAUAAUGAGCAGGACGAUGAUAAGCAGGAUAAAGAUGAGCAGGAACAAGAUAAGCAAGAUCAAGAUGUCCGAGAUCAAGAUGUCCAAGGUCGAGACUUUCAAGCUAGUUAUAAUCAAGAAGAGCUAGAUGAUGAUUCUAGCGAUGAUAAGCAAACUCUUAAGCAGAGGCUAGAAGCCUAUGCUAAUGAGCUGGUAGCGGCAGCUCACGCGCUUACUGUUGCGAAAGAGCGUUCAGAAGAUAGCUUACGCCUUGCUCAGGAAACUCUCGAAGGAGACGCAAAGAAAAUUGCGCGUCAGUUUCAUCGUUAG
Messenger RNA from Sphaerulina musiva SO2202, 651 nucleotides. RefSeq lists its product as uncharacterized. The record is from RefSeq and is a predicted model, not a curated record. Gene Ontology annotation, cellular component: nucleosome. The transcript is spliced from 3 exons. Gene Ontology annotation, molecular function: structural constituent of chromatin; protein heterodimerization activity; DNA binding. The coding region runs from base 1 to 651 and encodes 216 amino acids. Lineage: Eukaryota; Fungi; Ascomycota; Dothideomycetes; Mycosphaerellales; Mycosphaerellaceae.